AUGAAUUUCCAUGAAGCUGCCAAUGAUCUGUCGUCUCUGAAGAACACCUUCUCCAGAGAAGGAUGCGAUUUCGUAGACGCAGCCAUCACUGAUGGCCAAUGCCUCUGCGAUGAAUACGAUGUAGCAUUCGAGAAACGCAAUAGGAGAAGAAGAAGUAUGCCAGAUGAACACCGAAACUCUGAAAUCUCCGCUAUACAAGAAAUGCGCCGUGUUAUGUACUCAACGAUCGACCGGCUUCAGCGAGAAAUGAGAGAAAGGUUCGAGCGACUGACAAACCUAGACAAUACUUUCGGGUUCCUUCUCGACACUCAGCGGCUACUACAAGGCCAGCUGAACGAAUUGAGGUCCGAUUGUUUGUCAUUUGCGAAUAUGUAUUCGGAUGAUGUCGACGGUAACGACUUAUACAGAGAGAUAUGUGAUUGUAGGAUGUUAGUCAGCGUGCGGGAGGAGUUACGAUUAAGGAAACCCGAAGAACUCCUCAAUUUCAUCAUAGAAUACGGCGACGAGAGUGUCUUCCCCAAUCUUCGGGUAGCGAUACAAAUACUACUGACGAUUGCCGUCUCGAUCGCCAGUUGCGAGCGAUCCUUCAGCAAGCUUAAGCUCAUCCUAUCAUACCUCCGAGCGUCAAUGGGGCAAGACAGACUGAUUGAUCUCUCUAUCAUGAGCAUAGAGAGAGAAGUCACCGAGGACACCGACUUCGAAUCUUUAAUCGAUACCUUCGCUUCGGUGAAGGCUCGAAAAGUCGUAUUUUAA
Galendromus occidentalis (western predatory mite) is the source of this 753-nucleotide messenger RNA. RefSeq lists its product as uncharacterized. The coding region runs from base 1 to 753 and encodes 250 amino acids. The transcript has a single exon. The record is from RefSeq and is a predicted model, not a curated record. Gene Ontology annotation, molecular function: protein dimerization activity. NCBI's taxonomy places the organism in Eukaryota, Metazoa, Arthropoda, Arachnida, Mesostigmata, Phytoseiidae.